UGCAGCCUUGGAGUCUGGACAUUGUUCUAGAGGAAGUGGAAGCACUGCUGAAAUAUUUAUGAACUCAAACAGAACUUAGUUGUCCUCCUUUCACCACCAGAUUUACCUGUCCUCUCUGAAGCCCUGUUCACUUACGGCCACCGCCAGGUAGCUGUGCCUUCCUUAGCCAGAAUCCUGGGUGAUAUCCUCUUUCCCUUUCUCUGUUUUCAACUAGUCACAAGUCUGAUAGCUUCUAUGGUCUAAAUGUCUCCAGUAACAUUUCUUCUUUCACAUGACCAACCACCACUACCCUUGUUCAAGAUCUCACAGUCUCUUAUCUGGAAUAUAUCAAGGGUUUCCCUGCUCCAGUUCUCCCCACAUCCAAGCCAUUCCUAUAGCAGCUGGUGUGAUCAGUCUAAAGUGGCGAUUACUCAUACCUCUCAACAGCUUAAAAACCCUAACUAGCUCCUCAGUACCCCUAAGAUAAAAGAAAAACUCCUUUAUAUAUGGCUUACAUCCUUUGUGAUUUGCUUGCUUAUUCUUCCAGGUUCAACUCAAGCCUAAUCUCCUCUAGAAGCCUGCCUUAAAUCACUUCUUCCCAGGGAGAGCCUUAACCUGUACUCUUAGGUGCCUGUGGCAACUGUCUGUCAUAGCCAGAUAGAGCUCUCUCUCCCAGGGGGCAGUGAGCUCUCCUAAGUAAGAACUUUGCUGUAUUUACUGGGCAUAGUGCCAGGCCUGUGGUGUCUAAGACCCAGGAUGACCUGACCCCAGCUCUGUAGCCCUCACUUCUGAAACCUUGGUUCCAGCCAUUUUGGGUGUCUUUUCUGCAUCAGUGUGUGUUGCACAGUGCAAGCCUCUGUGACUAUGAUCACUGCCUCCUUUCCUCCCCCCGUUUUGCCUAGAAGAUGCUUGUGUUUUUCUUCCCCAACAUACUCUCUUCUGCGCUUCCAAAGUUUUGUCUCUCAUAGCACUUCACACAUUCAAGCUUUUUGAGGGCAAGAACCUUGUUGGGUUUUUUUUCAUAUAACCUUCAUAUAAUUUUCUAGGUGCUAAAGACAUUUUUGAAUAAAUGAAUGGGUUGGAGUUAGGCUCCUUUGCAUCGUGCUGACUGCUUUCUGCACUCUAAAACACGAAAGGCAAAUACAGGUCUUUUCCUCAUCUUCAGGACCUCGAAGUCUGUGGUGCACACUGUAUUUUAAAGGAAUCAGUUUAAGUGUUCAGUUAUAUAGUAAUUCCUUAGCCAUCUUACUGGAGAGUUAUUAAGUCCCAAAUGCAGCCACGAAUGUCAUUUUGGUCACAGAGGCAUUGUUGGCUCCAUCCAACUGUGCUUAUUUUUUUAAAAAAUUUUCUGAAGAGAGGUCAAGAACAUGAUCUUGGGCUUCAGACAGUCUAGGUUCCAGAGCGGACUUUGCUACUUACUGGGUUUGGAAUUUUUAUACUUAGUUAUUUCACCAGAAAAUGGGGAUAACAUUACAGGCCAUAGAGUUACGAGAAUUCAACGAAACAAUGUAUGUUACUGUAUGGCUUACUAUAUGUCUCCAUUCCCCGGGUAGACACAGUCGCCAAAGGGAGCUCUUGCAAGGUAAAACUCUGUCAAAGGGGUGGAUUUUAGAUCCAGGAUGGUGAAGAUUUGGGUCCCAGUACCGUCUAGGCUGUAUUCCCUCUCUCGGGCCUCUCCCCACCCCGAUUCCUGGGCUACAGUCCAGCAGGAAUCCCUUCUCCUGGCCGGGCCCCAUUGGAGAUGUGAGGCUGUGAGCACAGUGAGGGGAACCUAGUGUGGGCGGAACUGGAAUGCAGCAGCGGGAGGCUUCUGGGGGAGCGGUAAGGGCGACGGGUCGGCGGAGGUAGAAAAGCGUCGGACGCCCGGCCGAUCAUGGACGCUUGACAACCUGCGGGCAGGCGCCGGGAGGCCGAGACAGCGACCUAAAGGACGGAGAGGCGGCGAAGACAGAUCUUAAGGCCAGAGAAUGGCAGGUGAACAGAAACCCUCAAGUAACCUCCUGGAACAGUUUAUUUUACUAGCCAAAGGCACUAGUGGCUCAGCCCUCACCGCCCUCAUAAGCCAAGUCUUGGAGGCGCCUGGAGUGUAUGUCUUUGGAGAGCUGCUGGAGCUGGCCAAUGUGCAGGAGCUGGCAGAAGGAGCUAACGCUGCUUACUUGCAGUUGCUGAACCUGUUUGCUUAUGGAACAUACCCAGAUUACAUAGCCAACAAGGAGAGCCUGCCAGAACUCAGCACGGCGCAGCAGAACAAGCUGAAACACCUUACCAUUGUGAGCCUGGCCUCAAGAAUGAAGUGUAUCCCCUACUCCGUGCUGCUGAAGGACCUGGAGAUGCGGAAUCUCCGGGAGUUGGAAGACCUCAUCAUCGAGGCUGUCUACACUGACAUCAUCCAGGGCAAGCUGGACCAGCGAAACCAGCUGCUGGAAGUGGAUUUCUGCAUUGGCCGUGACAUCCGAAAGAAGGACAUCAAUAAUAUCGUCAAGACCUUGCACGAGUGGUGUGAUGGCUGUGAAGCGGUUCUGCUGGGCAUCGAGCAGCAAGUUCUGAGAGCCAACCAGUACAAGGAGAACCACAGCCGAGCCCAGCAGCAGGUAGAGGCAGAGGUAACCAACAUUAAGAAGACUCUCAAAGCCACGGCGUCCUCCUCAGCUCAGGAGAUGGAGCAACAGCUGGCUGAGCGGGAGUGUCCCCCUCAUGCUGAGCAGAGGCAGCCCACCAAGAAGAUGUCCAAAGUGAAAGGUCUGGUCUCCAGCCGCCACUAGGGCCGGUUGGGGCAGCUGGCACUCACCAGGCCUGGGGCAGCUGGGGAGGGGACACCAACGGCCUAUUUCCUCCUCUCCCUACCUUCAGUGAGUUCCAGACCUGCCCGCCCCUCACCAGCGCCCCCCUGCCUGUUGGUACUGUUUCAGAGGAACCGUUACAUCCUUGCCCUGCCCACUCCCACCCACCCCAGUUGUUCCCUUCAGACUCAGGGGCUCCACUGAUGCCACCCCAGCAGGGUCAGAUACUGCCCAGCUGCCCUCCUGGAGGCUCUUGUCUCUGUUCAAGGGCUUGUCUCCCUCCCAGGUUUUUUUUUUCCCUCCAUGUCAUGUUGUCAGGCUGGUCAUAGCCAGAGGCAGCUUUAACUGGCCCACGGGGAUGACAGCGAAGGAGGCUCCUCUCUGAGUGGGGAUGGGCCCCCUGCAGCCCCAGGGUCACAGUGCCCGCACGGUGCAGGCCCUCUCUAGCCAGGCAGCCCAGCGCUUUGCUUCCCCCUCCGGCCGUGUCCCUCACUGGCAGUUCUGGUUGGAUCAGGCUGUGGAGGGAUGUGAUGCUGGGCCGUGUUUACUAAACCUGCGGGUUUCCAGCCUCUUAAGCCCAGCUCCGGUCUCUCGCUGGUUGGGCACGCUGGGUUGACUGACGCCCAGUGUCUGAGCACCAGUGGUGGGCUCUGUGGGCCUGCUCAGUGGCAGGAGCUUCGUCCAGCUUGGUGUUCUCCGCUGCCUCUGCCCACUCAGACUGGCUUCGGUGAGAAGGCCCCGGCUGCCCCUGGGGCUCUCUGCCAGCACUUGCUCCUCCAAGACCUUUAAUUACUCCUGGCUGCGUCCGUGCUGGGGAUGGUGGUGCCGAGGCCCCUCUCUCUGGGGAAGGACCUGUUGCUGCUUCCGUCCCUUUUGUCCCACUCCUCCUUGGCCGAUGACCCAGAGCCCUCUGAUGAUGGCAUUCUCCUGGCAAGAGGAAAGGACUUGACUAGCCUUUCUGAACUUGAACAGUUUCAGGUUAUAUUUUGAUUUUUUUUUUUGUACAGGUUCUGAUUCUAAUACAUUUCAACAUGCCUUUUU
Messenger RNA from Artibeus jamaicensis (Jamaican fruit-eating bat), 3800 nucleotides. It is a transcript of the gene COPS7B, whose product is annotated as COP9 signalosome subunit 7B. Gene Ontology annotation, biological process: COP9 signalosome assembly. The coding region runs from base 1947 to 2741 and encodes 264 amino acids. The transcript has 7 exons. Gene Ontology annotation, cellular component: COP9 signalosome. The record is from RefSeq and is a predicted model, not a curated record. Lineage: Eukaryota; Metazoa; Chordata; Mammalia; Chiroptera; Phyllostomidae.